Protomyces lactucae-debilis is the source of this 1353-nucleotide messenger RNA. RefSeq lists its product as uncharacterized. The transcript has 2 exons. The record is from RefSeq and is a predicted model, not a curated record. Bases 159 to 857 code for a protein of 232 amino acids. NCBI's taxonomy places the organism in Eukaryota, Fungi, Ascomycota, Taphrinomycetes, Taphrinales, Protomycetaceae.
GUACGUUAUUGUACGUAAUGUCUGCCUCGCUCUAUGCUGCAAAGGAGCACUGUGCCUUUCUGAGACAGCCAAGAAGGCAUAUGCGCCAAGCUAAACCGCUUGGAUCAUAAAAGGACCAUGGGCCCAUGUCAUGACUGAGCUCAAACAAGUAUCACAUUAUGGCAGCAACGAGCACAACCACUUUGCUCCAGUCACGCUCUAACACUAUUCCUUGGUCAAGUAACCAGGAGCUGCCCCUCAGUGCGCGCCAGGGACGACGACUCUCCCCACCAAGACAGAGAGUCCGCGCAUCUUCCUUGGAUCCUCGACGGGAUAUGAGCACCGCACUCCUGUCUCCUGGCUUCUCAAAGGGUACACUGAGCAAUCCAGAGAAGCGCGAGAAUCUGCAACUCUCGCUGGACGUAAAGCAGCAACAGGAAGAAUUAAUCCAAGCACGUAUGCUUGGUCACAACAAGGGUGGCGUCCGCAAAGCUUCAGCUGCAGGUAGACGUGCUCCUCAGCGCUUACAGCUGACAGAGGCGACUCUUCAUCGCGCUGAACGCAUGUUUGCACAAACAGCUCCCCUUCAUGGGCGUUUCCCACACAGCAAUGAGCGGGCGGGACAUCUGCUGCCUCCUAUCCGUGUCGAUGGAGUCAGUACUCCAGACUCCGCAGGCCGUCUGCUGCCGCCUCUCAAACAACACUUCUCUCUAUCUAGUCAGCCGAAUCCACGCAGUGCUCCUCUCACACCGCCAACUCCAGGCACGGCGCGCUUUGACAAAACUAAUGCUCUUUCUGUGGCCCGGCUACAGGCGCGGAAGGAACGCUAUCUGACACAUUGCGCUGCAGCCUUCGAUGCUCUUUAUGCAGACUCCUGAUCAAAUGAUGCAAGCUCCUAUAUCAGCCUUUAUAUUCAAUUCAAGUUUUCAAAGCGGUGACGCAUCGAUGAUUAUAGAACGCGUGGACUGGGUGACAAAUCCCAUGGAUCAUGGCCCUGCUCAUGACGUUGCAUAUGAGUAUCCUGGCAGAUAACCGACUGUCCUGGAGGUGAGCAAUGAGCAUUGGCCAACAUGUUUCAGAUGGGCACAGACUGUCGUUGCCUAGCUCUGCGUCUUGGAGUGCACAAUCAUAGCCAUUGUACCCGAGUAUCAAAGCUCUGUAAAGUGCACACGCACAGAGUCGUAGGCACGGAAAGGUCCGCGGAGCUUUGUUCCCCGCCAACCAUCCACUUCAUCCCAUUCAAUCUUGAAAGGCUUUCCACGCUCAAAGAAGGCAUUCAGCCAAAAAUGUGCGAAUGCCUUGCCGCGCUCAAGUGAGAUGCACAGAUCUGAGUCGACUUCGAUCGGUUUCGUUGGACGCAAGAUGACCACAUCG